Molecule: messenger RNA, 597 nt
Organism: Nasonia vitripennis (jewel wasp)
Lineage: Eukaryota; Metazoa; Arthropoda; Insecta; Hymenoptera; Pteromalidae
Exons: 2
Coding region: 1-597 (198 amino acids)
Molecular function (GO): catalytic activity
Source: RefSeq, a predicted model, not a curated record
AUGGAGGACAGGCCCUGGUACGACCUCGGAAUGGUGCACAUGAAGGUGCACCAUGCCUCAGCAAUCUUACUGAGGAAUUUGACAGUGGCGCACACAGGCAUAGGACUUAUCCAGGAUCCCUGGGUAGUGAAGGGUGCCAUAAGGGGACUAGGUAACUUAUUGUUAGUCUGUUUCAGGAACCCAAAGGAGCAGAGGCCAAGAGCCUGCAUCGCAGUCAAGGGAGUGAACGUGCUGCCGCUACUGGACUUCGCCACAGGGGACCUAAUGGCAGUUCAAACAGAGUUAGAAGACGUAGGACGGGUCGUGAUAGCUUCCGCCUACCUACCGUACGAUAGUACAGACAACCCGACAAGGGAAGUCCAAAGGUUAGUGGAACACUGCAUGCUUAACACCAAUGCUAGGGGAGUUAGACUACUUGAUUAUCUCGCGGGAACAGACCUAGAGAUAAUGAACGUUGGUAACACACCCACAUUCAGGAACGCUGCUAGAGAGGAAGUGAUAGACCUAACUCUGUCAUCCACCAAGAUAGCGUAUCUGAUCGGCGAAUGGCGAGUGAGCGACGAACCAUCGUUGUCGGACCACUCGCUGAUCAUAUAA